Molecule: messenger RNA, 402 nt
Organism: Humulus lupulus (European hop)
Lineage: Eukaryota; Viridiplantae; Streptophyta; Magnoliopsida; Rosales; Cannabaceae
Exons: 1
Coding region: 1-402 (133 amino acids)
Source: RefSeq, a predicted model, not a curated record
AUGGCGAAGAUUGUUGGGUUAAUUGGCAAAUUGGUGAAGCAGGAUAGAGCAACUCUGGCAAGGGAGAAGUUACAAUAUGCCCGAGUCCUAGUUGAAGUGAACCUAACAAAAGAUCUACCAGAGCAAAUUAAGUUUGAAGAUGAAAAUGGGGAUUUUGUGUAUGUGGGAGUGCAUUAUGAGUGGAAACCAGAUAUCUGUGAGCACUGUAAGGGGAUUGGUCACAAGAAGGAAGUUUGUAAGAAGAGGAUGAGUCAAGGAGAACCGUCACAAGUCUGGAAAGAAAAGAAAAGUGAAGUUUCAAUACCUGAUCCACCUAGAGUGGAGAAGUUACAACACAGAAGCAGGGAGCAGAAAAGGAGAAAAGUGAGGGGUUUCAACCUAGUAACGGGAAGAAUGGAAUAA